AUGUCGAUUCGAACAAUUCUUGGUUUAAUAUUAUCCAUCUUUGUUACUGGUGCAAUGAUUUGGGCGUGUAGUUUUGAAAUUCAACAGAUAAUGAUGGGCGAAUUAGUUACAGCUGCCGGUGGAAAAUAUAAAUUUUUAACAAUAUUAAAUCUACAUCUUCAAGCAAUCUAUUAUAUUAUCUGUAUAGUUAAUUUCUUUUUUGGUACAGAUACAAUUGAAACUGGAAAACGUUCAUUCUUACAAAAACUACGUGAUUUGAUUUAUGCUGGUGCGGCUUUUCCAAUAGGAAUGUACGUAUGUAUUGCAUUUUGGGGAAUAUAUCAUGUUGAUCGAGAACUAAUUUAUCCAAAAGAAUUAGAUGGACUUGUCUCACCAGUUCUUAAUCAUGUUAUGCAUACAUUACCAGGAGUUGCUCUUUGUUUGGAAAAUCUUGUACAUUAUCAUCGUUAUCCAUCAAGAUUCUUAGGUCUUACAUUGGUUAUCAGUUUGUUUGCUGCAUAUACUACAUGGAUUCACUAUUUACAUCAUAUACAUUGGCUUGCAUUUAAAGUUAGUCUUUGGGUUUACCCAAUAUUAAAUGAAUUAUCGUUCACAUAUCGCGGUUUAUUUUUCCUUGGAUCGGCAUUAUUUGGUAUUGGAUUAUAUUUCAUCGGAGAACUAUAUACAUUAUUUUUAACAAGUUUACGAAUUGAUCGAGCUGGACGAAAUAAAAAGAAAUAUUAA
This is a messenger RNA of Adineta steineri, 723 nucleotides long. The record is from the annotation of a GenBank genome assembly. Lineage: Eukaryota; Metazoa; Rotifera; Eurotatoria; Adinetida; Adinetidae.